AUGUCUCUCAUCCUCGGUCUUUGGUAAGCCGGAGAUGGACUGCAUUUAUACAUGAUAUGUCGGCUCUGACCCGGAGCUUGGUCCCAUUCCUCGACGUUCAGGUCUGUCACUCUCGAGCCGGGAAAGACCUACUCCCAGAACACGACCCCCGUAAGUUCUUUGGCUACUAUCCGAUUCCCAACGGAUUGCGGAACGUGUACUCACUCGAGAACGGUUUCCUUCACAGGCUAUCCAAAUCACCAACAUCUCGGUAAGUAUUAUUUGCUACCGGAGCCCAUCGCAGCUCCGGUAUCACAUUCCGCCACUUUUGCCUCGCUCUUCCCGCUUUCCGUUCUCCGCGGAGAGCAGUCCCAGUCCCUUCACGACUAACAUGUCGUCUCUUCCUGCCCCUAGUUCGGUGCCGAAGUCAAGGGAGAUGCUCGCACCGUCGUCAGCAUGAAGUAUCCCGAUUGGGACCCCGAGGAUUCGGAUGAGGAGGAAGAGGACAAGGAUGAGGAUGAGGAUGAGGAUGACGAGAACCCGGUCGAGUUGCCCAAGCUCAUCACCAAGGAGACCGUCCUCGCCGUCUUGAAGCCCAACGGCACUGAACAGGUCCAAGUUAACAUCAACUUGGUCGAGGACGUAGAGGUUGUUGAAUUCUCCAUCACCGGACCCAAGUAAGUGUUUCUACUGUAGCCCGCUUGCCCGCUCGACGGUGCUCGGAGGGCCCACGUGGGGUCGGGGUCGCUCGCUCUCCGGGAUUUCCACCCAAUCUCGCGUUCUGACUCUUGCUUCCGCGACUGGUGUUAUCGCAUCCUCUCAGCCCCGUUCACUUGCUCGGUCACUACAUCCGCCAAGAGGACUUUGACCAAGACCCGUACUCGGACUCCGAGUACGACUCGAACGACGAGUCGAUCCCUUCGGACCUCGAGGAGGACGAGGACGAGGACGAGGACGAUGAGAGUGACCUCGAGGGUCUCUCCGGUUUGAUCGACGACGACUCUGAGGACGAGGAUCCCGAGGAUGAGGAGAUGGACGAGUCACGCUUCGAGGAAAUCGCCCAGCCCAAGGCCGCGUCUAACAAGCGAGCCGCCGAGGCCGCACCCGAGGCCGGUGACGAGUCCAUCUCUUCGACUCUGUCCAAGAACCAGAAGAAGAAGCUUGCCAAGAAGCUCAAGGGCGCCGAUGGAGCUGCUGCUCCUGCCCCUGCCCCUGCCCCUGCCCCUGCUGCCCCCGCCGUGAAAGAAGCCAAGCCCGCUACCACCGUUGAGAAGAAGGAGGCUCCCAAGAAGGUGCGUCUAGUCCAUGAAGCCAGACUUCUAUGAAUGCCAGCUGAACGCAGCGCUGCUCUUCCGUUGAACAGUCCACCACGCAGAUUUUGGCCGGAGGUCUCCAGAUCAUCGACGCCAAGAAGGGUGACGGUCCCGUCGCGAAGAACGGCAAGAAGGUCGGCAUGAGGUACAUCGGUAAACUCGAGAACGGCAAGAUCUUCGACAGCAACACCAAAGGUACCCCCCUCGUCUUCACGCUCGGCCGUGGUGAAGUCAUCAAGGGCUGGGAGCAAGGUCAGUCCGGUCGGGUCACGGCGUCAGCGGUGCGACACCUGCAAGCAUGUGCUGACAUGACAGUCCUCACGUUUUGCAACAGGUGUCCUCGGCAUGGCCGUCGGCGGUGAGCGCAAGCUCGUGAUCCCCGCUGCGCUCGCGUACGGCAAGAAGGGUACCCAAGGUAUCCCCGGCAACGCGACCUUGAUCUUCGACGUCAAGCUCGUCUCGGUCAAGUAA
Molecule: messenger RNA, 1763 nt
Organism: Microbotryum saponariae
Lineage: Eukaryota; Fungi; Basidiomycota; Microbotryomycetes; Microbotryales; Microbotryaceae
Source: the annotation of a GenBank genome assembly